Molecule: messenger RNA, 3483 nt
Organism: Bombus huntii
Lineage: Eukaryota; Metazoa; Arthropoda; Insecta; Hymenoptera; Apidae
Gene: Mob4
Product: MOB kinase activator-like 4
Exons: 4
Coding region: 112-777 (221 amino acids)
Cellular component (GO): cytoplasm
Source: RefSeq, a predicted model, not a curated record
GCAGUGAUAUGGUGUCGCUACCCUCUACUAGGCCGACAUUACGACACUCAGAUCUUUUUUUUAUUUGAUUCAAUCGAACGUGCACGCUAAUCGAGUGCAACAACUGGAAAAAUGAAGAUGGCGGACGGAUGUGUAUUCUUCAGAAGAAAUAGACCCGGAACUACAGCAAAGAAUUUCUGUAGGUGGCCUGAUGAACCCUUUGAAGAAAUGGACAGCACGCUGGCCGUGCAACAAUAUAUUCAACAGAUGAUUAGAAGAGAUCCAUCUAAUGUCGAUCUAAUAUUGAAAAUGCCAGAAGCACAAGAUGAAGCAGUAUGGAAAUAUGAACAUUUAAGACAGUUUUGUAUGGAACUCAAUGGUUUAACAGUAAGACUGCAAGCAGAAUGCCAUCCAGAAGCUUGUACUCAAAUGACAGCUACUGAACAGUGGAUAUUUCUGUGUGCUGCACAUAAAACACCUAAAGAAUGUCCAGCUAUUGAUUAUACACGACAUACACUCGAUGGUGCAGCUUGUUUGCUUAACAGUAAUAAGUAUUUUCCUAGCAGAGUAAGUAUCAAAGAAUCUUCAGUAGCAAAACUUGGAUCUGUUAGCCGGAGAGUUUACAGAAUCUUCUCUCAUGCAUAUUACCAUCAUAGAACAAUAUUUGAUGAAUUUGAGAAUGAGACUUUUUUAUGCCGCAGGUUUACAGCAUUUGUGACAAAGUAUAAUUUGAUGUCAAAAGAAAGUUUAAUAGUACCAAUUAUGGAAGAAGAAGGAACGACAGAAAGUGAAGCGUAGAACUUGAAUGUUUAUUUAUAUUGUCCAAAAUUGAUUUGUCAAAUUUAAGGUGGUAUUGUAGUCUAGAAAUUUGAAAAAAUCGAAAUUUUUUUUUCAUAUUUCCAAAGUUUAGACAUUCAAGAAUAUGCCCUUAAAAGGAUUUUUCAGAAUUUCAAUUAUUUUAUGAGUUACAGCCAUUUUUGUGACGCAGCAUCUGCUUCGGUCCGACCGGAACAAAUGAACAGUAGACGGUAGACGUUGUCCGAGUAAACUUGUCUCAAAACUUUAAACGCGUUUUUCUCGAAAUUACUUUUUUUGAGUUGGCGUGCACGAUAUCUCAAUUUCUAAUGAACCUAUUUAUUUUAAAUGUGAUCUGAAUAUUCCUUAUAUACUCCUCUAUCGUCCGGACCACGUUCAGCUCAAAAUCUUUAAUAUUACUAUUUUUUAAACGUUCGGAAUUAUCAAAAAAGCGUGCGAAAUAAGAAAUUUUUUUUUAAAUGGCCGUCAUUUUGUGAAAAAAUGUUGUAUUGACUUUUCCAAGAUUCAGACGAUAGCGGCAUCCAUACUAAUUAAGAAUCUGUUCGCUUUUUUUGUUUCAAAUGACUAGAAGGGUUGAUAUCAUGCACGCCACGACACCCCAUUUUUUUGGCAGCACCCACUUUGCCGGCUCAUAACUUUUUAAAUAUUGAGUUUUUUUUCAGUGAAUUUUUUACGUAAUCUCGAAAUAUCAAUAAUGCUAAAAAUGCUAAAAAGGAGGAUAGCAAAAAUAUUUUUUGUUUCGCUUGUACAGAGCUUCAAAAAUCGCCCGAAAUUCAUGCCUCUAGACCAGAAUACCCCCUUAACGAAAUCAUUGGUAAUAUUGAUAUAUCGCUGAAAUAUCUCUUGUAGUUCUAAUUAUUACAAGAGUAUUGAAAAUUUUUGCUAAUCUGUCUAGAAAUAUAUCAUUAGAAUUUCUUGUUAUUAAUUGAAUUAAGAUUCAUUUUAAUACAGUCUUUGCUAACAGGAAUUUAUUGUAUAAAGUAACUUUUCUUGCUUAAAAAUUAUAUUUAUAGUAUUUACUUAUCAUUGAAUGUGUAAAGUGUGGAAGGUAUAGUUGAAGUUAUGAUCCAGCCAUUACUAAGUCUUUGUAUAACGAUGAAUUUAUUUUAAACAAAUGUAUUAUACCUUCUACACAAUACAUUAAGUUAAAAUAAUUCUGUACUAAUGAAUUUUACAUGAGUUUACGUUGUUAAUGUAACAAAAUAAUUUUAAACAUUUUUGAAAACAUAAUUUUACCAAAUGGCAUUUCAUGAAAUAAUAUAACAAGAAAUUCAAGAAAAUUUAAAGUAAAAUUAUUCAGUCUUUUACAUAGCAUAUCUUUAUAUAUUUUGUACCUUCUUUUUUGUAUAAACAUAUUUAAUUUUAUUGAAACUAAUUAUAAAUUUAGAUUUCUUUUUUGUAAGUAACCUUAUUACGAUGUGUUUGACUAAUUCGAAAUCUAACAUUAAAUAUCGAUAUUUUUUUCUUACUUCAUUGAGUCAUCAUAAAAAAAUGGAUAUAUUUACUGUAGCAAACGUUAUCAAUAUAACGUAACUAUAAUCAUCGUGCAGUAACCAAAUGAAGCAAACACUUAUAUGCAUUAUUAGUAAUGAUAGUAAAUGUGUAGUGUUCUUAUUUAUAACAUAUUUAUCUUAUGUGGGAUUGAACUUAAAAUGUUGACUUUCUUCUCCUGUUACCGGCAUAACUCUUAAUAUCGUAUAGUCCGUUUAAAAACGUUACAUUUUUAUUGUCUGUAAAGUAUUAAACAUAAGAAGGAUGAUACAGACCUGUUAUAUUAUCAGGGCACACACGUUUUUAAAAAUGAGACUAGAGAAUACAAGUGAAUAUUAUUUUUUAGUUUGUUUUAUAAUCAUUUAUCUAUAUUAAUUGACAUUAAUUUUUUACCGAUUAAUAAUUCUGCCAAUGAGAAAGUUGAAAGUGUUCUCUAGUUUUCUCGGUAAGAAAAACAAUAUCAGUGCUGGGAGAUUAUCCAUACUACUGCCGAAUACUUAAGCUCCAUAAUAAGUAGUUUAUAGUAGUAAUCGACAUAAUAUGAAAAUGAAAAAAAGAAUUAAGAAUACUUUGGAAUUUAUUGGUUUAUUAAUGUAUCAAUCGCGAUUAAUUCAAACAAUGUUUUUUGUAAGCUUAUACGAAUUUGAUACUAAGAAUAUAUUACUACAAAAAAGAAACAGAAAUAAUUGCAAAAAUGUACUCUCUUCCAGUUUCACCAACGGUGAGAAACAUAAUCAUCACGAAAGAAUUUUUUAGUAAUUUCAUUUACUGUUGGUGAAAUGUGAUGUUUGCUAAUCGUCUAUUGCGAAUAACUUUUUCUAAAACCAAAAGACAGAAGAUCUUACAAUUAAAUUUCUGUAGAAGGCACUGUAAUUUUCAUAGUGUAUGUUAUAAGUCCGCAAUGUGCAUGCAUGCUAUUGUAACACUGUAUAUAUAAUUUGUAAAUAAGAAAUCUAAUAACGAUAAGAUCAGUUAAUAGAGAUUGGAAUAUGAGAAAUACACCGAAAGCGCGUGAUUAUUUCUGUAAUAAACAUGCAUGUACUGACAAGGAAUAAACUUUUUACUUAAUAAGAACCAUUGUAUCGCUCUUUCAUGUGCAUAAAACAAAUAUGAUAGAAUUAACAUUCUUACAAAUGUACAAAUUUUCCAAGAAAAUAUGAUUUUUUAUUUAAAAUUAAAAAUUUUUGUCUCUGAUUA